This is a messenger RNA of Apaloderma vittatum (bar-tailed trogon), 825 nucleotides long. RefSeq names its product ras homolog family member Q (gene RHOQ). Gene Ontology annotation, molecular function: GTPase activity; GTP binding. The annotation marks the transcript as partial. The transcript has 3 exons. Lineage: Eukaryota; Metazoa; Chordata; Aves; Trogoniformes; Trogonidae. The record is from RefSeq and is a predicted model, not a curated record. Gene Ontology annotation, biological process: small GTPase-mediated signal transduction; cortical actin cytoskeleton organization.
AAAUACAAGCAACAAUUUAAUAUUGCAGAUAACAGAAUUUUUCUUUCUUAGGAAGACUAUGAUCGUCUGAGACCUUUAUCUUAUCCUAUGACCGAUGUCUUCCUUAUCUGCUUCUCAGUGGUAAACCCUGCUUCAUUUCAAAACGUGAAGGAAGAGUGGGUACCGGAGUUGAAGGAAUAUGCACCUAAUGUUCCCUUUUUACUAGUAGGAACACAGAUUGAUCUUCGUGAUGACCCAAAAACUCUGGCAAGACUGAAUGACAUGAAAGAGAAGCCCAUAUCUGUGGAGCAAGGACAGAAGUUAGCGAAAGAGAUAGGAGCCUACUGCUAUGUGGAGUGUUCAGCUUUAACGCAGAAAGGACUGAAGACCGUUUUUGAUGAAGCUAUUAUAGCCAUUCUAACUCCAAAGAAACACAUAGUGAAGAAGAGAAUAGGCUCAAGAUGCAUAAACUGCUGUUUGAUCACGUGAGGUACAUUUGACAAUGGCCAGGCUUACUGUGAAAUUCUACUGAAUUUAAAUACAAUGCAUUAAGUACACAGCAAACUUGUUACAGGUUUGAAAGCUAAAACUACGAUUCUGCCUUCUACAACCAGUGGAAUCCAGAGGAAUAAAAUCAAACUCAACGAACUUGUAGUAAGAAGCCACCACGUUACAAAUAUUUUAUUCAGACUGGAAGGUACAGUCUCUCAGGGUUACAUAGUCUAGAGGAAGCAAAAACUGCACCACGCUGAAAUGGCAUCUAUGUGAUUUUAUUGAGUGGAGAUGCUUGGCCUGAAAUACUCUGUAUGAAUUUGGUUAGUCUUCUGCUUUGACUAUAUAUAUAUA